AUGACAUUUCACCCAGACUCUCUUCCAAGCCUCUCAGGCAAAGUCUAUAUCGUCACCGGCGGUACCGCUGGCAUAGGCUACUACACAGUCGCUCGUCUCGCACAACGUGGCGCCCAUGUAUACCUUUGCGCGCGCUCGGAAGCCAAGGGUCAAAAGGCAAUUGAAGGGAUUCAAUCACUCUAUCCCAACUCUAACCUCAGCGUGCUGGUUAUGGACCACAAGUCCCUGCCUACCGUCGUGGCUGCAGCCAAUCUCUUCCUGACCAAGGAAACCGCGCUGCACGGCCUGGUGAACAACGCAGGCAUCAUGGCCACUCCUUUCGCACUCACCGAGCAUGGCUACGAAGAGCACUGGCAGAUCAACUAUAUCGCACAUUGGCUAUUCACCUCGCAUCUACUUCCUCUGCUCCUCGAAACCUCCAAGACCCUUCCUGCCGGUAGUGUACGCAUCGUCAACUUGACGUCCGGCGGUCACAUGUCUGCUCCUAAACCAGGAAUUGACUUUGAAGAUCUUUCGCUGACGAAAGCUGCCCCGAUCACCCGAUACGGCCAAUCUAAGCUGGCCAACGUUCUGCACGCCAAAACGCUCAACAAACGCUACGGGCCUGGGUCAAGCAGCGCCAAGAACGGAAAGGGGGAAAUCUGGACCUCUUCAGUGCAUCCUGGCAUUGUAGAGUCGGAGCUAGAUGACCGGGCCCUUGCGAUGCCCUGGUACAUGACCAUCGCUUCGGGCGUUGCCCAAGCCAUCGGGGCAAGAUGGCCGACUGACAAGGGCGCGUGGACUCCUGUGUUUUGCGCCGCGAGCCCUGAGAUGAAGCCGGAACAGAGCGGAGAGUACUUUGAGAGAAUCGCCAAGACGGGAGGUAUGUUGCAGAGUGCGAAGUCAAAGGAUAUGGAGCUGGCUGAGAAGUUGGAACGUUGGGUUGAGGCGGAGAUGAAGAAACAGGGAUAUAUCUAA
Messenger RNA from Clonostachys byssicola, 957 nucleotides. Lineage: Eukaryota; Fungi; Ascomycota; Sordariomycetes; Hypocreales; Bionectriaceae. The record is from the annotation of a GenBank genome assembly.